GGCAACGCCGGCCUUCUCUUCUUCUUGCCAACGCUUCCGGUUUCUGUUCUUUUUCCUCGUGGUUUUCGACUGACAAGAUGGCUCCAACCGCCAAGACCAACAAGGGUGAUACCAAGGCCGCCGCUGCCAAGCCGGCCGAGAAGAAGGCUGCUCCCGCCGCCGCCGCCAAGGGCAAGGUGGAGAAGCCCAAGGCUGAGGCUGCCAAGCCCGCCGCCGCCGCUGCCAAGAACGUGAAGAAGGCGCCCGAGGCCGCCAAGGACGUGAAGGCGGCCGCCGCUGCCAAGCCCGCAGCAGCCAAGCCAGCCGCCGCCAAGCCCGCUGCCAAGGAUGCCGGCAAGAAGGCCCCCGCUGCCGCCGCCGCUGCUCCCAAGAAGGACGCCAAGGCUGCCGCUGCUGCUCCCGCCGCCGGCAAGGCUGCCCCAGCCAAGAAGGCCGCCUCCACCCCGGCUGCCGCUCCUCCGGCCAAGAAGGCUGCUCCCGCCAAGGCCGCCGCCGCUGCUCCGGCUGCUGCUGCCGCUCCGGCCGCAGCUGCUGCUGCUCCCGCCGUGGCCAAGCCCGCGCCCAAGCCUAAGGCCAAGACCGCCGCCCCUGCUCCCAGCAAGGUGGUCAAGAAGAACGUGCUCCGCGGCAAGGGACAGAAGAAGAAGAAGGUGUCGCUGCGCUUCACCAUCGACUGCACCAACAUUGCUGAGGACAGCAUCAUGGAUGUGGCCGAUUUCGAGAAGUACGUGAAGGCCCGCCUCAAGGUCAACGGCAAGGUGAACAACCUGGGCAACAACGUCACCUUCGAGCGCUCCAAGCUGAAGCUGCACGUCAGCUCCGACGUGCACUUCUCCAAGGCCUACCUCAAGUACUUGACCAAGAAGUACCUGAAGAAGAACAGCCUGCGCGACUGGAUCCGCGUGGUGGCCAACGAGAAGGACUCGUACGAGCUGCGCUACUUCAGGAUCAGCUCCAACGACGACGAGGACGACGACGCCGAGUAAGCUGCGCCCAGCCGGAGCACUAGGUUUACAUUCGUUUCUACUGUUCAUCUCACGUCCUGCGAGCGGGCGUGUUUUUAUAAGCUAACAAGGUGUGAACCCACGGAAAAAAUCCCUCCGGGCUCGCCGCAAUAAACGCUUGUGUGGGAACCUGGACUGUU
This is a messenger RNA of Drosophila biarmipes, 1144 nucleotides long. It is a transcript of the gene RpL22, whose product is annotated as 60S ribosomal protein L22. The record is from RefSeq and is a predicted model, not a curated record. Gene Ontology annotation, biological process: cytoplasmic translation. The transcript has 3 exons. The coding region runs from base 78 to 986 and encodes 302 amino acids. NCBI's taxonomy places the organism in Eukaryota, Metazoa, Arthropoda, Insecta, Diptera, Drosophilidae. Gene Ontology annotation, cellular component: ribosome. Gene Ontology annotation, molecular function: structural constituent of ribosome; RNA binding.